Messenger RNA from Salvia hispanica, 420 nucleotides. The record is from RefSeq and is a predicted model, not a curated record. Lineage: Eukaryota; Viridiplantae; Streptophyta; Magnoliopsida; Lamiales; Lamiaceae.
AUGGGGUACUACUUGGCCGAUGGCAUAUACCCUAGGUGGCCUGUUUUUUUGAAGACGAUCAGCUGCCCAAUUGGUGAGAGGAGAGUCUUGUUUGCGGCAAAGCAGGAGUCCGCGCGGAAGGAUGUGGAGCGGGCUUUUGGGGUGCUCCAAUCGCGGUGGGCAAUCGUGAAAGGUCCGGCGCGUUUCUGGUAUAAGGAAGUCAUCGCCGACGUCAUGUAUGCGUGCAUCAUCAUGCAUAACAUGAUAGUCGAACAAGAACGUGGCCAUGUCACCAAUUGGGUGGAUGAUGAAGCCGGAUCUAGCUCCAGCACAGCGACCUCGCCGGCCACUCGAGGAUUACCGACUGGCUUCGGUGCGGUUCUAGAGCGACAGGCCUCAAUGCGCAACCAACAAGACCAUACUCAGCUCAUGACGACAUGA